Molecule: messenger RNA, 599 nt
Organism: Lates calcarifer (barramundi perch)
Lineage: Eukaryota; Metazoa; Chordata; Actinopteri; Centropomidae
Gene: ndufc2
Product: NADH:ubiquinone oxidoreductase subunit C2
Exons: 3
Coding region: 126-458 (110 amino acids)
Biological process (GO): mitochondrial electron transport, NADH to ubiquinone
Cellular component (GO): mitochondrial inner membrane
Source: RefSeq, a predicted model, not a curated record
CGGACAUCUCGCUAUGGUUACACCCCGUGCCCUUGACUUCCUACGAGAGGUGAUAGCAGUUGUAGUAGAAACAAGCAUCUGGGAGGUCAUUACAAUAAGCUGAAUUGAAGGGAUUUUUUCUCGCCAUGGGCUUCGUGUCAGACGAGGGAAAGUCUCUCCCUCCUCCGGGAAUCGUCAACAGGAACUCGGUGUGGCUGGGCUUCACAGGCUGGCUUUCCGCGAUGCUUCAGAAUGCUAUUAACCACAGGCCGCCGCUAAAAUCAGGUGUUCAUCGGCAGGUCCUGCUGACAACAAUUGGUUGGUUCAUCGGCUACCACGUCACUAAAUAUGAAAAUUACACUUACGCCAGACUUGACCGAGAAAUGAACGAGUAUAUCAAACUCCAUCCAGAGGAAUUUGCACCAAAGGAGAAGAAGACUUUUGCAGAGAUUGUCGAACCCUUCUACCCCGUGCGCUAAGUGUCAACGGCUGGUGCGAUGGAAGAGAGGGCGAAAGAAAACAUUUGCAGACUACCAUCUGUCCUCAGUGAUCUUUUUGUGAAAUCUUGUAUUGCAAGAGAUACCGCUAUGUAAAUAAAAAAAAAAAAUAUCCAAAUUCAA